AUGGUGGAUACUGAGGAUGUAUGGGUUUCGGACGAAGAGGAUAUAAUUUUUGAAAAAAAAGUAUCAUCAAAAGAAUGGGAAAGAUUAAAUGAAAAUUUUGGAAAUGUUGGGUAUAAAGAAGGAAUUGUCGAAGGUAAAGAUAUGACAAUACAAGAAGGCUUUGAUAAAGGAUAUUCCGAAGGCUUUAAUGUUGGUAAAGAAUUGGGAAGGUUAAGAGGUUUAUUAAA
Entrophospora candida is the source of this 227-nucleotide messenger RNA. NCBI's taxonomy places the organism in Eukaryota, Fungi, Glomeromycota, Glomeromycetes, Entrophosporales, Entrophosporaceae. The record is from the annotation of a GenBank genome assembly.